Molecule: messenger RNA, 840 nt
Organism: Polychytrium aggregatum
Lineage: Eukaryota; Fungi; Chytridiomycota; Chytridiomycetes; Polychytriales
Product: kinase-like domain-containing protein
Exons: 1
Biological process (GO): protein phosphorylation
Molecular function (GO): protein kinase activity; ATP binding
Source: RefSeq, a predicted model, not a curated record
AUGGCUGACAGGCCCUGGUACAUUCCCGUUGAUGCCAUCACCGACCGGUCUGCCAAUCCACUCGCAGCCGGUGGGUUCGGUGAGGUUUUUACUGCCUCAUACUAUGACGCCCCUGUCGCCGUCAAACAGCUCUAUCGAGGCUACAACCAGAACGAGCUCGCCGACUUUGGCCGUGAGAUUGGCAUCUGGCACAGACUCAGUCACCCCCAUGUCCUUCCACUACUUGGUGCCUGCGACACCGCGACCAAGCCCUUCAUGGUCUCUCCGUUCAUGCCCAACGGCACCCUCCACAACCACUUUACCACCGCCCCUGAACCUCGUCCCAUAAGUGAGAAGGUCCGGCUCCUCUACCAAGUCGCCUCUGGCAUGGCCUAUCUCCACGGCAACAACAUUGUCCACGGCGACCUCAAGUCCCUCAACGUGCUGCUGGAUGGGACAUUCAGUGCCGUUGUGACUGACUUUGGCAUGUCCCGCACCAAGCACACCUCGGCCACGGCCAACCGCACUCGCCGCGACCAGCCAGCCGGCGGCACCCUUGACUACAUGGCUCCGGAGAUGCUCGAUUAUGACGAUCCAGUUGGAUCGUCAAAGGCUACCGAUGUCUAUGCCUUUGGCAUCACCAUGUACGAGGUCCUCAACAACUGCAGGCCCAUCUGGGUCACCGCCGACGGUCAGCCAAUGAGGGAGAGGGUCAUUGAGUCUCAAGUCCUCCGAGGCAACCGACCCAAGCAGUUCGACGACAUCCCCAGCGGCAUUCAUGCCCUCAUCGAGCGCUGUUGGCACCAGGAUCCCGCCAUGCGACCCAAGUUUCCCGAGAUUCUCGCCAUCCUCCGCCAGCCU